AGAAAUUAAAUUGCUUAUAUAAUAUGCAAUAUAUGUUAUAUGAAAUCCAGAUAUGUAUACAUAUAUAUGAAAUCCAUUGAUAUACAUAAACAUAUAAAAUCUAUUUUGCAGGUUUUGCUUACAAGUGCUUGGAAUGUAUUAAACACUUAGUACAUGCCAGUCAUUAUGAAGCAAUCAUAGACUCUCUGACCUGGACAUGACCUAACAAGCAGCACUUGUUAAGCACCUAUAAAUUACUGACCGCUCCUUGCCAGAUUAUCUCAAGUAAUGCUGACAAAUCCUAUGAGGGUGGUGAUAUUAUCACUUCCAUUUUAUAGAUGAAGAAACAGAGGUGUAGAGAGGUUAACAUGUACAUAUGUACACACAUAUAAUAUACAUACAUACAUAUAGUAUACUACGUUUGUAUGUAUAUAUGGAGAGUAUAGUAUAUAGUACAUAGUAUAUAGGAUUCCCCGGUUGUUCAGCUGGUAAAGAAUCAGCUUGCCAAUGGAGGAUACGCAAGAGACGUGGGUCUGAUCCCUGGGUCAGGAAGAUCCACUGGAGGAGAAAAUGGCACCCCACUCCAAUAUUCUUGCCUGGAAAAUUCCAUGGACAGAGGAGCCUGAUUGGUUACAGUCCAUGGGGUCGCAAAAGAGUCAGACAUGACUGAGAACACACGCACGCAGCAAGCAGCACACAGAGAUGGGGCUCUCUUGUCAGAGCCACUUAAGAGGCAGAAACGGAGAAAGUCCAGGGAAGAUGCUCCUUCAGUCAUCCAGCAACACUUCCACAGAACUGCUACUUGGUAAGAACAGACAGCCAUAAUGGAGCGCAAACCCCAGAAGAGUUCAGGCAAACAAUUUACAUUCUAUUAUGAAAAAGAAGUCUGCAAACAAGAUUACUUUAUUAAAUCACCACCUCCUCAGCUUUUCUUCUCUGCGACCUCUUGGAAAAAGCGGUUUUUCAUUCUGUCAAAGAGUGGGGAAAAGGACUUUAGUCUUUCGUAUUACAAAGACCAUCAUCAUCGAGGUUCUAUUGAAAUUGACCGAAAUUCCAGUGUAGAAGUUGGCAUCAGGAGCCAUGAAAAAAUGCAGUCUGUACAGAAGAUGUUUAAAUGUCACCCUGAUGAAGUGAUGUCCAUCAAGACCACUAACAGGGAAUACUUCCUCAUUGGCAGUGACAGGGAGAAGAUUAAAGACUGGGUCUCCUUCUUGUCUUCACUCUGCCGGGAUAUAAAAGCAGCGCACCAGAAUACAGAGCAGGAGAAACUCUCAUCAGGUGAUAAAAGGCCCUCUUCAGACCCUCUCCUUGGACCUUUGCGCAUGCCAGAGGCUGUCAGCGCCACCAUAGCAAGAAACAGUCUUCCAGACAUGCGUUUAGUGAAAGAACAGUCUCCAGGACUCAGAGAAGCUCGCCUAUCGCAUGACUUCUCAUCAGAAAUCUCUCAAGAUUCAGAAGAAGACAGCCAUUAUAUUAGUCCUCGGAGCAUUCUUUUAGAGUUGGGUAAUAUUGCUCCCAAUGAUUCUGGUGAACUCACGGACCCCAUUGGACCUCGUAGUCCAGACAAGGUCUCCAAGACAGCUGAGUGUCAUUACUUGUCAAUGAAAUCCUGUCUUCUCAAAGAGUUGUCCCUUGAGUCUGUUGAUGGCAAAGAGGAAUUUCAGCCCCUGGCAGAGAUCCAGAAUGGGGAGCUUCAUCAGCAAGAGCAAGCCUCAGGAACUCACUUUUAUCUUCCACCUGACAAUUCCGAAGCACAGACCACGAAUGACGCAACGCAGUCGGCCUCACUAACUGUUGUGCAAUUGUCCAUAUUAAUCAAUAAUAUCCCAGAUGAAAGCCAAGUGCAGAAACUGAACGUGUUCCUUUCUCUUCCUGACAUCAAAAAUUAUCUUGUUCUCAAAGAAGCUGCAGGACGGAUAUGUGUGGCUCAGUGGGAUGCCCCCGCUCGUCUGGGAUGCUUAUUUUUCCAUGGAGAUCACCUUUUGGCCGUGAAUGACCUGAAGCCCCAGAGCCUGGAGGAGGUCUCCUUGUUUCUCAGCCGGUCCAUCCGGAGGGAGAAAGUAAAACUCACCAUCGGUCGUAUCCCAAAUUCAGAGAAAUUUCACACAAUAGCCUGUACGUGCUCCUUACAAGACCAAGGUGUUAAACCUUCUCAACUGGUUACAUCUGUACUGGAGAGUACACUGAAAAGGACUCCAGCCAUUAAAAGAGGUCAGCGGAAAAGAUCUGGAGAGUAGCGUGCUGGGGCCCACCUCCACCAAGCCAGGACGGGCUUUGGACUCUGUGCUGGUCUCUGGCCCUCACCACUGUGUGACCCCAGGCAGCCAGCACACCUCUCUGAAUUUCUCCAUCUGCAUCUUAACAAUGGAACUAACCCUCGCCUCUCUGGCUUUAGCAUCAGGGAUGCUGGAGAGGUCCAAAUGGAAUAAUGUCUAUGGAACCCAAUGAACAUGUAAGGCCUUAUUAUCUCAGACUUUGUCCCAAACACCACAGACAGAGAUUGGGUAAGUUUCUCAUCUAAAAUGCUCUGUGUGUUCUGUGAGGUCAUGGUCCACACAAUCUCUUCUUUGUUAGGGAAUGGACAGUUGGAAAUACUCAUUCUGGGAAGCCAAGAUUCCCCAGGGAGAUGUGAUACCAUAUCGGCCUUCCCAAACACCUCCUGUUACUCAUCAUGUCCAGAAUGUUGAGACAUCAGUGGCCUCUUGGAUUCCAUGAUCGUCGUGUUUUCUUAAAGACUCAGGAAGAAUUUUAGAAGUCAAAUCAGUUUGAAGGUUAUAUCCAGCAAGGUUGCUUGUUCUACGAGUACCAAGAGAACUGCUUAGCACUUGAAAGCUUGAAGGGUCUAAACUACUUGAUGGGCUUCCUAGGUGGUGCUAGUGGUCAAGAACCCACCUGCCAAUGCAGGAGACAUAAGAGACUCGAGUUCAAUCCCUGGGUCAGGAAGAUUCCCUAGAGGAGGGCAUGGCAACUCACUCCAGUAUUCUUGCGUGGAGAAUCUCAUGGACAGAGGAGCCUAGCGGGGUACAGUUUAUAGGGUCUCAAAGAGUCAGACAUGACUGAAGUGACUUAGCACGCACGCAAGUAAUUGAUGCAUUAAACUCACUGAUCCUGAAAGGUGGGAAGUAUUUUUUCUCAUAAAUAAGAAAACAAAUUCAGAGGACUAAAAAGGAUGAAUCAAAGCAAGGAAUGGUAGAGCAAAGGACGGCUUUGGAAAAUCGUACUGGGUUGCCGUUUUACACAGGAAGAAAUAAGGCCUCUGAUGUUUACUGAUGUAUUUUUUUGUGGCUCCUGGUUUCAUAGCUAGUUAGUGGCAGAACCAAGAAUCUAAAAGCAGAUAUGGCAGAUGUCCUGAUGCUCUCUUUGGAUUGGGAUUUAGAUUUGAAAAGGCCUCUGCGCAUGGAUAGGAAGCACUGGUGGCUCAGAGUAAAGGAUCUGCCUGCAAUUCGGGAGACCCGGGUUUGAUUCCUGGGUUAGGAGGAUCCCCUGGAGAAGGCAAUGGCAACCCAUUCCAGUAUUCUUGCCUGGAGAAUCCCAUGGAAGAGGAGCCUGGUGGGCUGCUGUCCAUGAGGUCACAAAGAGUCAGACACAACUAAGCAACUAGCACUUCCAGCACAUAGAUGAGACACUCAAAGACAGUUUAUUUUCUGUCAUCUAGAUUGUACAGAAAAGUAUUCAGAUUUUUAUUCAUAUGCCCUAUUGGAUCUGUUUCUCUAUUUUUGUAAAGCUCUAUUGGAAUUAAGACUCUACAUUUUUUCCAGUUUUACUGAGAUGUAGUGGACAUAUAACAUUGCAUUAGUUUAAGGGGUACUGUAUAAUGAUUUGAUAUGUGUCUAUUGACCUACUGUUUCCACUUCUAGAAAUUUAUCCUGUGGAAAUACUCACACAAAUACACAAAGAUAUCCGUUAAAAAGUUGUUCACAGUAGCAUUGUUUGUUACAACACAACAGAAAUCCUUUGGGAAUUGCUUAAUUAUAAUGACUUCAUGUAAGUGAUCGCUCUGUGGAUGUUCGAAGCUUCACAUUUAGGAUCAGGAAAGAUGUUCACAAUGCCUUAAGAAUGAAAGGAGCGGGUUGCAGUACAGUAAGUGGAGCAUCAUCACAUUUUUACAAAAAUGGCUGGGGUUGGUAUGUAUAAAAUUUCCCUAACCCUAAUUAGGAAAGAAAUUCUCACCUCGUGGGGGUUGUUGUGAAGUUGAAAUGGAUGGUCUGCAUACAGCAUCUGACACAUUGCCUGACGGGGAGUGAGCACUUAGUAAAGAUUAGCCCUGCCACUGCUGCUCAGACAAUCAUUUUUUUUGGUCUUCUUAGAACAUGCAUCUCGGAGAAGGCAAUGGCACCCCACUCCAGUACUCUUGCCUGGAAAAUCCCAUGGACAGAGGAGCCUGGUAGGCUGCAGUCCAUGGGGUCGCUAAG
This is a messenger RNA of Bubalus bubalis (water buffalo), 4391 nucleotides long. It is a transcript of the gene PLEKHS1, whose product is annotated as pleckstrin homology domain containing S1. The coding region runs from base 804 to 2216 and encodes 470 amino acids. Lineage: Eukaryota; Metazoa; Chordata; Mammalia; Artiodactyla; Bovidae. The transcript has 14 exons. The record is from RefSeq and is a predicted model, not a curated record.